Molecule: messenger RNA, 3105 nt
Organism: Ruditapes philippinarum (Manila clam)
Lineage: Eukaryota; Metazoa; Mollusca; Bivalvia; Venerida; Veneridae
Cellular component (GO): membrane
Molecular function (GO): wide pore channel activity
Source: RefSeq, a predicted model, not a curated record
UAAACUAAUAAUCAACACAUCACUUUUCUUUUUCUUUUUAUAACCGCAAAUUAUGACAUGUCAACAUAAUAAUAAAACUCUCCUUUGGUGAUUAAUCCUAGACAAAAAAUCUAUCGUCAAGGUUUUAGUUAAGUUAUUAACAAUAAAUCAUCACACAAAUUAAUGUCUAUAUAAUGAGUACACCGGUGCUCGUUAUACAAUUGUAAAUACAGGCAAUUUGGAUUUAUCAUUAUUUUUGUUGUAAGAUCAGAUGGAGCACAAUUUUUGGAUAAAAUAUGUUUUUAUUUCGUAACUUUAAUUAAUUGUGACUCUCUUUUCAUGUGCGUGUGUUUCAACUGGAAUGAACGCUUGUGAUAAUGUAUUUUUUGGCGGUCACCGUGUUCUUUACUUUAACAUUUGUACAAUCAGCUCCGCCAAAAACGACAUCAAAAACAACGUUUUGGGAUAUUCCGUCGGGGCAUUGUGAGCCAAUAUGUACAUGUCAGAUGAACGGUCUUUACUACAGUGAAGGGGAACAAUGGGCAAAGCCCGAGGACCCGUGCACAAUCUACAAAUGCUUCAAAAAUGGCUUUUACGAAGCCGUGCAGAAAGGCUGCUGGUAUAAGAAGCAAUGUCACGUGGUUAAUAGCACGUGGUCCGAGGGGUGCAACACAUUCACGUGUACAGAGAAUGCUGAUCUAGCAUUUUACAAAUUAACGGAAGCUGGCUGUCCGUUACCAACUGGCGGUUGUCUGACGGUUGGCGCGAGAUGGGAAUCCGGAUGUGACGUCAUGGAAUGUCAGAUAGAAGGCGAGUGCCUGAAGAUAAAAACUGUGCGAACAGGAUGUGCCGUGCAAGGAGCGUGUAAGAGGAUAGACAGCUACUGGCAUGACGGUUGCACGGUGUUUAUGUGUGCAAAUGAAAACCAAAGCGCUGUAACACGAACUUUAGCAAAUGAACCGAUGCAAUGGCCUGAUGGAAGUUAUGCGGUGCUCAAACCUCAGACCGGUUGCCCUAGUGACGUCCCCUCGGUAUGGUCAGAGGGGUCAAGGAAACAUUAUGGCGCUGGUCGAAACUUGUUCUCGAAAGUUCUCUCAUUGGCCGGAAACUACACGGAAGAAUUCAUGCAACACGAUUUCUGCAACCAUGGAAUGGUAACCAAUAAUGAAAUCUUACCUAGAUACAAAACCUACUGGGAACCUGGCAGUUAUUGUAUUUUCCGGAGAAAUGGAACUUGUCCCAGAGGUUUCUCGGACGGUUAUGUUUCAUUUGAUGACAACCAGGGCAAAGCAAAAUCAGUUAGCUUAGGCGAUCUCCCCGACGGCGACUUUACAACAAAGACCGGUUUAUAUUUCUGCUGCCGUAAAGAUGGAAGUGUGCUUACAGAAAUCAUUCUACCUAAGGACGAGAACUUCGUGUUAUUUAUGGAGAAUGGUGAAACAGAAUGCCAAACGGUUCGAGGAAUGACACAUUCGGUAGAAUACGUAACCUUUGAUGGAUUACCAUCCGCUAAACAUGAAAUGAGGGGACUGACACCUUCUGUGAAAAUUAUCAAUGGUGACAUCACACUCAAUUUCUGUCACUAUAAGACCAUGGAAUGUGGAUGUUCAGAUCCGAGUGGGGAGUUUAUAGCAGUGAAUACAGAGAAGGAAAUUAAUUGUGUCAUAAAGAAAUGUGUCUCGGAAAUGGGCAUGAACGUGCUGCAGAUCGUCUCUGGGGGAUGUCCCGUGAACGGAAAAUGUCAGGCUGAAGGAUCAAAAUGGACUAUUAACCACGGAGAAACGUGCAGAAGUCAAACCUGCGAGAAGGUCGUUACAGGAACAGAUGUAACUUAUGAAAUUAAAGAUGGAAGCCAAGGUUGUAGAGAUGGGGAUGUGUGUAAGAAAGUUGGCGAAGAGAUUUACAGGGGCUGCUACACAAGUAGAUGUACUAUGGACUCAGCGUCAAAUGCCACUAUAUUCAAGGUCAUAAAAGCAGAUUGUCCUUGGUUAGAUUCAUGCAAGAAGCCGAACACAACAUGGGAACAUAAUUGUUUAACUUACCGGUGUGACAUGAGUGUAGAAGGCGGCCAUUACCAGUGGAAUGUUCAGCCGAUUGAAUAUGGAUGCAACGAUGGUAAUGGAAAAUGCUACGGUGUCGGAGAGAAUGUCACAGGGCGGUGCUUCGACGCGGUGUGUCGGCUCAGCGAAAAUAAGACGGUUGUUUUUCUUGAUGUGACAAAAGGAGGGUGCACAUGGAAAGAUGGUUGUAAGGCCGUAAAUGCUACUUGGAAAGAUGGAUGUCAUUCUUUCAAAUGUGAAUGGAUUGAUACGGAUAACGGUUUUACUGCAAUAGUGAAUGCAACCAGUGUUUCAUGUCAAUGGAAUAACACGUGUUACAAACAAGAUGAUGUUUGGUCAGACGGAUGUAUAGAUUACAAAUGUAUAGUGACUAGGCAAGCUGAGAAAGUAAACUGGAGCGUACAAACUGUGCGUCUCGGUUGCAGUAGUAUUAGAGGUAACAGCUGUAUAGAAGUUGGAAAGGAAAUCACAGAGAAUUGCGUCACAUAUAAAUGCAACGUCAAAGGUGACGAAAUAGGUUUGGAUCCGGUAACAGUAGGAUGUUAUUGGAAUGAUACAUGUUACAAUGAAAAUGAAACCUGGAAUGAUACAGCAAGAUGUAUAGAAUACCAGUGUCGGAAGGAGGUAGGGAGUAACAGCAAAGGUGGACAAAGUGCAGCGGCCAUGCAGGUGUUGACUAUUGGAUACGGUUGUAUAUUUAAUCAGACUUGUAUGGCGGUAAAUAGCACGUGGUCAGACGGAUGUAGAACUAGGAAAUGUGUGGUAUAUAAAAGAAAUAAAAUGAUUCAUAGAAGUAUAGCUCCGGUAGCGGCAGGUUGUGAUGAUGAAGGUAUAUGUAGAAAUGUAGGAUAUCAGAAGGUCACACCCUCGUGCAUGUUUUACGAAUGUAUUUUCAACGACACAUAUAAGGACUCGUUCUUCUCUCUCAUCAAAGGAUCAUGCCGAUCAGAUGAUGGCACAUGUUAUGAUGUUGGAAAAACAUGGACAGAAAAACAGAAGAAUUCAUGCCUUGUUUAUAAAUGCAAGAAAGAAAAACUGGGAUACCUGUCCAAAAUGAUUGAACAAC